AUGGAACCUUUUGCCGUGCCCUUGACGCCGCGUCCAGAGCUCAACAGCACGUCGCCUGUCCCCACCCAGAUCAAGGACAAGAAAGGGCGGUCGACCUCGUGCUACUUGUGUCAGAAACGCAAACAAAAGUGCGACCAACGGUCUCCAAGCUGUACCAACUGUAUUAAAACGCAGACAACGUGUAUCCAGCCGCCGCGGUACGGAACAAGUAACAAGGCCAACGUGAAGAGCGAGUACACCAUUUUUCUGGAGAAAAAAGUGCAACGUUUAGAACGUUUGUUGGAAACACAUCCCCGCGAGGAAAACGGGGAGGCGUCGACGAAAUACCGCAAGAUCCGCCCGCUAUUGAACCCACAUGAGGUGCAACCGUCUGUGAACAGGUUUUAUUCCGCCGUCAGCAAGCCGUACGACGAGUUUUUGCUCGAAUUCGCCGAUAACUAUAACUCGUCCAUGAUUGCACGAUUUCGGCUUCAAGAGUUUUUCAAAAAGGAACCCGUUUUCGACGUGGACGCCAAACUCGCCAAACACCUCGUGGACAUCUACUUUGCCCUGCUACAAUACAAGUUUCCGGCGCUAAAUGAACAAGAGGUGCUCCGGUUCCAGACAGAUUAUUACAACGGCAUACAGCCAAGGUCUGAGGACGACUACCAUUUUGGCUGUGCAAGGAUGUUUCUUGUUUAUUCUCUGAGCUCGAUGUUGCACGAGACAACGGGCAAGUACAAAGGCCCAGAGCCGUUGCAGUACUUCUCGUCCGCUCUGCGGCACAUUGUGCUGAUGAAGAACGCGCUCAAGCUGCAAAAGAUCGAACUGUUGAUGCUGUUGUCGUGCAAUCUGAUCAGGACCGAUAAGGACAGCAACGGGCUUUACGACGUGAUUUGCGAAUCGAUGAGUCUGUGCAUCGAGCUGAAGCUUGAGAAGACAGCCAGCUACCGCAACAUUCCGCCAGCGAAGAAAGACCGUCAAAUGCGGCUGUUCUGGUGCUGCUACUUGCUGGAAAAAGCCAUAGCGGUGGCAGUUUCCAAGCCGUUCGUUUUAAGAGAGAGCGAGACCGACAGAGACCUGCCUGUGUUUGAGUACGAGCCGUCUAAGGCCAUGCACCCGACUGACGGGCCGUUUUUUAUCAACCAGAUCAUCAAGAUCCGACGCACCGAGGCCCGUUUUAUCGAGCAGCUCAAUAUCCUGGGCAGCACGUCCAUCACCACGAAGGACCAGCUCCCUGCCGUGGAGCAGUUCUUCCAGGAGCUGCAAACGUGGCGGAAUGAAUGCCACGGGUUCACUCGGGGUAUCGAAAACGAAACUUUGAACAUCUACUACUACCGGUCGGUCAGAAACCUGAUCCAGCCGUUCCUGGAGCUUCUGGACCCGGAAGACAGACUUUUCAAGGAGUGCCAAGCUGCGGCCGGCCAGAUCUGCCAGAGCAUCAAAGCAUUCCAUCAAAAGACCAUUAGAGGCUUUUCGUUAAUCAACGUUCACACAACCUUUAUUGCUGGAGUCACUCUUAUAUAUUGUCUAUGGUUGCACAGGAACAGAGACGACAUGCGCAGAAAGCUGCUUGGAGACGACAAGAAGCACACAAGACCCGUUGUUUCGGAGACCCUGUUUGCCGGGCUGGACGAUUUGCGUGCGUGCUCCAUCUCGUUGUACGUGAUGUCUGAGCGGACCAAGUUUGCGCUCUCUUUUAGAGAAACGUUUGAGGAGCUGAUGCAUGCCACGAUUGGCAAUUUGAUCCUUCGUUGCGGACCAGACUCGUCAGAGGUUUCAAACCAUCCUCCUAUCGCUAUGCCUCCAGCCACGAUGCGCAAACCGUUGCAGCACUACACCGUGGAGUCGGAGCUUAACAUGAAGCCGACCGACGCCGACCGGCGUGAGGAGGAGGAAAUGAGCAAGAGACGGGGCCAGCUCACAAGAAGCACAAUUCCAAAAGGCCUCAACCACUUGUUGAUCCACUCGCCGCCAUUGCCCGCACAGAACUCAUACCUUGCGCCGCACGUUGCGUCGUCGCCGUCCAGCUUGCGGAGCACCGCGAGCGCCUUGACCGAACAGCCGAUCACGACCGCAUCGAUCUCGUCUCCACAGCCGUUGAAGCUGCUACCAACCGGAGAAACUUACAGCCCGCAACCGAUGCCGCAGCCGAUGCCGCAACCGUACAUGGCUCCUCCGUUCAACUCGGUGCAAAACAUUCCCGAGAUGAUGCCGUUUGUGGGCCGCACCACAGCGAUGAUCAACAACAUCUCGGUCUGGACGGGAGAGAGCGGACAGCAGAUCCCGCAAACAGGUCUCUCCAUGAUGCAGGGCUCCAACAAACCGCUGAAUAUGGGCACGCAGCUGCCUAUGUACGACGUCGGCUACAGCCAGCCAGACGACAUGUUUGCAUGGCCGUGGCAGAACGACCAGCUACCCGAUGCCGGGGAUUUCGCGUUCCUGCCUUGA
Ogataea philodendri is the source of this 2430-nucleotide messenger RNA. RefSeq lists its product as uncharacterized. The record is from RefSeq and is a predicted model, not a curated record. Gene Ontology annotation, biological process: DNA-templated transcription; positive regulation of transcription by RNA polymerase II. NCBI's taxonomy places the organism in Eukaryota, Fungi, Ascomycota, Pichiomycetes, Pichiales, Pichiaceae. The coding region runs from base 1 to 2430 and encodes 809 amino acids. Gene Ontology annotation, molecular function: zinc ion binding; DNA-binding transcription factor activity, RNA polymerase II-specific; sequence-specific DNA binding. The transcript has a single exon.